Asparagus officinalis (garden asparagus) is the source of this 1482-nucleotide messenger RNA. RefSeq names its product F-box protein SKIP24. Gene Ontology annotation, molecular function: protein binding. NCBI's taxonomy places the organism in Eukaryota, Viridiplantae, Streptophyta, Magnoliopsida, Asparagales, Asparagaceae. The transcript is spliced from 5 exons. The coding region runs from base 109 to 843 and encodes 244 amino acids. The record is from RefSeq and is a predicted model, not a curated record.
UCAAACUUCUUUUUUUUUUUUUUUGUUAUUUUUCGAGGGGUCUCCUCUUCGUUCUCUUCUUCCUCGCCGAAAUCUUCCCCUCGAGCCAACCCUAACCCUAAACUAUCCAUGUCGAUCCUCCCCGACGAGCUCUGGACCAGAAUCAUGGAGCUGGGGACCUCGUCGUCCCAACUAAGCUACCGAGAUCUGUGCUCAAUCUCCAUCUCCUGCCGCCGCCUCCGCCGCCUCUCCGACGACCCUAUCCUCUGGUCAAACCUCCUCUCCCUCGAUUUCCCGUCCUCCUCCUCCUCCUCCUCUUCAGAUUCCCCUUUAAAAUCCCUGUACAAGCUCAGGUUUGAGAGGGUCAAGGCUUUGCGGCAGCUUGAGUGGAGGAGGAAGGUUCUGGCUGCGGAGAACAGGGUGAUGCUUUGCAGGUUGAAUUUGAAGCAGCUGGAGGGUUUGAUUAUAAAGGAGAGCGAGAGAUUGCAGGCUGCAUUGACGGAGCUCAAUAAUUUGGAGAGGGUCAGGAGGGCUUCUGUCGCUCUAAAUGUAUGGCAACCAGAAGUUGUUCGUGGGAGACAGAAACAAAUGGUAGAGCAAUGCACAGUUCCCAUCGAGUCUCGGCUGCACUCUUUAAAUAUGGAAAUCAAAGUGUGCAGGCAGCAGAUUGAAAUUCAUAAGAAGUCCUAUAAUCAUCAGAAGCAGCAGCUAGAAGAGGGCAGUGAAGAGCUAAAAUCAAUGAAGUAUAAUCCUCUGUAUUGUUAUCAAUCAACGGAAACUGUAAAUAAUGUCACUAGGAAUCAGAAAAAGUUGAAGAAAAGCAUGGAGGAGAAGAAGUUGAAGAAAAGCAGGCAGUGGAACUGAUUCAUCUUCUAUUUAUUUGUUGUCAUGGGCUUAUGGGAGAUGUGUAGAUGCUUUUUGGUUUUGGUGUUCUCACUUUCGCUUUCGAUAUUAUUUAGAUUGGCAAGCUAAUUGCAGAAAACUAAAAAGUGCUUCAAGAUACAGGUCAGUAUGAUCUUUGUAUGAUGUUUUUGAUUCAGUCAUUUGGUCAGAGGAAUAUGAGAUUUGCAAUAAGUAAAAAGAUAUUUAAGAUAUCUUGUUCUAUUUUCUGCUAUUUACUAGAUUAUCUCUUUAUCUGUUGUGUAUAAAGAGGAAGGUGCAACAUACCAUGCUUUAUUUUGCAUCGCCACCAUUUUGCUCGAAUUUUUUUAUUUCUUCUUCGUGCAGGAAAUGCUGAUGUAUUAGACUGCUGACUGGAUAGAGUUAUUCUAGUCCUCAUGCGGAGGUGGCGAUAUUAUUGUAGUUUUUCAGGCCUUACAGUGGUUUUUGUACUGCUAUUGAGGAGCCAUGGUGGUGAUAUUUUGAGCUCUUGAUACGUAAAUGUGAUAAACGUAAAUUACUCGAUUACGAUGUGAUUUGGAGCUUGUGGUGUGUACAUGUGAUACAUGUAAAGUACUCAAUGAUCAAUGUAACUUACGGGUUUUUCGGGUUGAGUUUCGGACA